Molecule: messenger RNA, 3686 nt
Organism: Xyrauchen texanus (razorback sucker)
Lineage: Eukaryota; Metazoa; Chordata; Actinopteri; Cypriniformes; Catostomidae
Product: docking protein 4-like
Exons: 9
Coding region: 457-1455 (332 amino acids)
Biological process (GO): positive regulation of MAPK cascade; cell surface receptor protein tyrosine kinase signaling pathway
Cellular component (GO): cytoplasm
Source: RefSeq, a predicted model, not a curated record
GUUUGUUGCUCGAGACUCAGUCGCGCGGCACAGCGUAUCCUCUCGAAACACAAGACGAGUCACUAGGAUUACUGUCAGCGGCUCCGAAGCUGAACACAUAUUGUUUUUUAAAGAAAAUGUGCCGAUAUUUCUUUUCUGUUUGGGCACAGGCAAGAACAUUGCAUUUGACACUUUAAAAGCUCUUCUUGAAAGGGGCCGCACCUUCAGCUGAACAUCAUCAUCCAGCAAUCAUGCAGGAGUGAGAAGACACCAAGAACUCUGUUGAUUGUGAAGCUGAUCUACAUGAUCGCGUAGACCUGAAGGUCCAUGAAAACUGCUGAGCAGAAGAGAUCAAGAAAGACUGGAAGUCAAUCAAAGAAGUAAGGAAGGAAGGCUUGGUUGGAUUGGCUGAAGGAGGGAACCAAAGGGCUGGAUGCUAGCCUCUAUUCGUUCUAGAAGCUCCCAGGUUCCUCAGAGAUGGCCUCCAACUUCAAUGACAUUGUCAAGCAGGGCUAUGUCCGCAUGCGGAGCAGGAAACUGGGGAUAUAUCGGCGCUGCUGGCUGGUGUUUAAGAAGUCAUCCAGUAAAGGACCUCGCCGAUUGGAGAAAUACCCUGAUGAAAAGUCGGCCUACAUCAGAGCUUGUCCUAAGGUGACAGAAAUCAGUAAUGUGAAGAAUGUGACAAGAUUGCCUCGUGACACCAAGCGGCAAGCCGUGGCCAUCGUCUUCACAGAUGAUACUUCUCGAACCUUCACCUGUGAAUCAGAGCUGGAGGCUGAAGAGUGGUUUAAGACCUUAUCCAUUGAGUGCCUUGGGUUGCGUCUGAAUGACAUCAGUCUUGGAGAACCAGACCUUCUGGCUGCUGGCGUUCAAUGUGAACACACAGAGCGCUUCAACGUGUUCCUGCUGCCCUGCCCUAAUCUUGACAUCUACGGCGAGUGUAUGAUGCAGAUCACACAUGAAAACAUCUACCUGUGGGACAUUCACAACCCUCGCACAAAGCUAGUAACCUGGCCACUUUGCUCACUGCGACGCUACGGACGGGACGCUACACGUUUUACCUUUGAGGCUGGCAGGCUAUGUGACAGUGGGGAGGGCCUGUAUACUUUCCAGACACGGGAAGGAGAGCAAAUCUACCAAAGGGUUCACUCUUCCACACUAGCUAUAGCCGAGCAGCAUAAGAGAGUGCUCAUGGAAAUGGAAAAUAACAGCAAGCUCUUAUCUAAGGGUUCAGAGGGGACCUCCUACCCCUGCACCCCCACAGCAAUCUUACCACGAAGUGCUUUCUGGCACCACAUCACUGGAACACAGGCUGGGGUGGACUCUGCCAAUGGUGACAUUUUUGGUGAUAGUCAACUGGGAGCGGACACAGACCUCUUCUCUAAACACCUUCCUCCAGAACGUCACUCAACUCUUCCUGUGGGCCACGCCUGUUCCCAGCCCCCGACACGCUACCCCGUUUACCCCACAGAGUGAGAAACUUAGCAGAGAAACGUAACAGAUUUUACCUCUAGACCUCCCUCCACACUGCGUUUUGCUCUAAGUUUUUCCAUCAGCUCUUCUUCAUAAAGGGCCAAGGGCCAGAUCCAUGCUGCCUCAGCCAUCUCUGAGUCUGCCAGUGAUGCUGAGGGGACUUUCUGUGGAAAGAGGGAAUGCACUGUGAAGCUUGCAGUGCUUUGAUUGGAGCAGGGCCCACAGCCCCUUAAGACAGACUUGAUUGAUCAGUAAAAAUGCUUAUGUUUAUUGAACUGACUCUGUUGCCUUCUCAGUCCUAUGUGGACAGACUUGCUGGGUUUUUGUGGGAGUAGACACUAUAGGUCCUUAAUACUUAUCAGUAGUAUCUCGUAUUCUAACUCUUAAUGCACGCUUUUCGGCCCUAUGCAUGUCCCCUGAGGUUGACAGCUUAGCGAUGGAGGAAUUUCAUAGACACAUAUAGAAGUCCCCUUGAUGUGGUCUAAAUGCAAAGAAUUCUAAGAAACCAUGCAGACCCAGCAGAGGGGCCUCCAACUCAACCGAUUUUCAAAACUUUCAGCUUGAACAUUUCUGCUCUUCAAUAUGAGCAAUCCAGAAGCGUGUCUUGAUUAAAUGCUUUAAUCAUAACUUGAUUGGCAUGCCUGUAAAACCCCCCAAGCCCAGAGGACUCAAGCACUUUGUGAGGAAUUUCUAAAAUUGGCAUUUUGUACAUUUUGUCAGUUUUUCCCUCCUUUUCCUUUUAUUCAGAACAACUUACACAGAAUGUUAUAAUGUACAAAACUGUCUUUCCAGGCUGAGUCUCUAUGUUGUGUAUAAAGAAAGCCAUUUGGAUGAAUGUGAUUUGUUAAAUGCUUUCUCUUCUAGAUUCGUCCAUGUGAUUUAUGUUGUUGUUUACCUUUUCAAGGAGACCAAUCCACCAUAUUACCUAGAAGAUAUUGUAAGGGUCAGAGAAUGGGAAACAAAAUGUAUGGAUAUGCCCAGUUGAGGUGCAAGGUGACAUCUCUGUUUUUAUGAACUAUUUAUUUAUUUAUUGAAGUUUACCAACAAAGCACAAGACAAAUUGCAGUGUACAGUGGUUUUCUUUUUGCAGCUCAACAAUUCUGUAUUAUAAAGGGUUUAUACUGGCACUGCAAAUGAGGAGAGGAAUAUCUUAAAUCAGAUUGGAGGACUCACACAAGAAAUGUCUUUUGAUUUCUUUCUUAUUUCCAAAGGCAGUAAUUUCCAUGAAAUUAUGUGUAUCACCAAGGUUUACCAUUGUGAUUUUAUUUAGCAGAUAUUUACAGUAUAUUAUAUGGCUAUACUAUUUUUACGAUUUUCGACUCAUUGUUUCUGUCAUGCUGUAGUUAAUAGAUCAAAACACCUCAGUAUGCAGUUAGCACACAUGCUCUGACACAAUAAACCGGGUUGCUUACUCAAAUCAAUUUCCGAUUGUUCUCCAUGUUCUCUCCAUCAUUUCAUGUUGUCUUUCCACAAUCUAUAUCAAUACAUUUGUCAAAAAGGCUGAAAAUAAACAAGACAGCACAAGUAUGCAACUCAAAACAGCAUAUGUGCAGUCUCUGUGAAUGGUUGGUUGAACUUCUUUUCUGGCCCAGAUGAGGAGCAGCAUUACUGUAUUUGGCAGACACUAUUUAGUCAUUCAGUACUGGAAUUUAUUAACUCCUGUAUAUACAAUAAAGAAGACUACAUGUAGGAUAAUAGUAAUUAUUAUUAUUAUUUUAAUUGUCAUUUGAAUGUAUGUCAGCAAUUGAGCUUAUUUUCAAUAAACUGUUAAUUUUAUUUUGUACGAUUUUGAUUUUGAUGAUUUUGCAUUUAGAUAAAGAAAUUAUGGACUUUUUCAUAGUGUCCCCUACAACUUUUCCAGAAGUUAAAGCAUUUGACAGAAAUAAGAAGUGAUGCUGAAGUAAUUAUCAUUGUAAAUACAGGGGCAAUAAAAAGUAUGUGAACCCCUUGGAAUUAGUUGGUUUUCUGCAUCAAUUGGUCAUAAACCGUGAUCUCAUCUUCAUCAGAGACACAAGUACAGACAAACACAAUGUGCUUAAGCUAAAAACAGAUAAACAAUUAGAAUCUUUUCAUGUCUUUACUGAACACAUCCCUUUAAACAUUUACAUUGCUGUGGAAAAGUUAAGUGAACCCUUGAAUUUAAUAGCUGGGUGAUCUUCCUUUGGCAGCAAUAACCUCAACCAAGCAUUUCCAGUAGCUGUGGAUUAGACCUGCACAACAUUCAGAAGGAAUUU